Molecule: messenger RNA, 2253 nt
Organism: Pungitius pungitius (ninespine stickleback)
Lineage: Eukaryota; Metazoa; Chordata; Actinopteri; Perciformes; Gasterosteidae
Gene: impdh2
Product: IMP (inosine 5'-monophosphate) dehydrogenase 2
Exons: 15
Coding region: 293-1909 (538 amino acids)
Biological process (GO): GTP biosynthetic process; proteolysis
Cellular component (GO): cytoplasm
Molecular function (GO): IMP dehydrogenase activity; aspartic-type endopeptidase activity
Source: RefSeq, a predicted model, not a curated record
AGGGUUAUAGUCGGCCGGAAAACGGACGCAAAGUGUCGCAAACUGACGCAAAGGAGAGAAAACACGUGUCUGAGGAAAACACGAGGAACACGGGGCUCCUUUCGGACUGCGGCCACGGGGCGACAGCGAAGAGCGGCGCGCGCAGCGAGGAAGUUCCGGCGUUCUGCUCCCGCUUUUAUUAUCACCCGCUCACGUGUGCUCCUGUAGUCGUAACUUUGUGUUAGGUUGUUUGUUUUUAUUAGCUCUCACGCGUAAAGAGGACCGGUGAGGUUUGUUAUUGUUUUCGGACGCCAUGGCGGACUACCUGAUCAGCGGCCAAACCGGCUACGUCCCCGAUGACGGGCUUUCGGGACAGCAGCUGUUCAACGGAGGAGACGGGCUCACAUACAAUGACUUUCUGAUUCUGCCGGGCUUCAUUGAUUUCACAUCAGAUCAAGUGGACUUGACCUCAGCGCUCACCAAACAAAUCACCAUAAAAACGCCCUUUAUCUCCUCUCCCAUGGACACCGUCACGGAGGCCAACUUGGCCAUCGCCAUGGCACUAACGGGCGGCAUCGGCUUCAUCCACCACAACUGCACGCCGGAGUUCCAGGCCAAUGAAGUUCGCAAGGUCAAGCGCUAUGAGCAGGGCUUCAUCACAGACCCAGUGGUGAUGAGCCCAAACGAGCGCGUUCGAGACGUCUUCCAGGCCAAGGCUCGCCAUGGCUUCUGUGGAAUCCCCAUCACAGACAACGGACAAAUGGGCGGGAAGCUGGUGGGCAUCAUCUCCUCUCGUGACAUCGACUUCCUGAAGGAGGAGGAGCACAACCUGCCACUGAGCGAGGUGAUGACGAAGCUGGAGGACCUAGUGGUGGCCCCUGCUGGAGUGACACUGAAAGAAGCCAAUGAAAUCCUGCAGAGGAGUAAGAAAGGAAAGCUGCCAAUCGUGAACGAGGAAGGGUCCCUGGUGUCCAUCAUUGCCCGCACUGACUUGAAGAAGAACAGAGACUUCCCUCUGGCCUCCAAGGACUCGCGCAAACAGCUGCUGUGCGGCGCCGCCAUCGGAACCCACAACGACGACAAGUAUCGGCUGGACCUGCUGGUGCAGAGCGGGGUGGACGUGGUCGUGCUGGACUCCUCUCAAGGCAACUCGAUCUUCCAGAUCAACAUGAUCAAAUACAUCAAAGACAAGCAUCCCAAUGUGCAGGUCAUCGGAGGCAACGUGGUGACCGCUGCUCAGGCGAAGAACCUCAUAGACGCUGGAGCGGAUGGGCUGAGAGUGGGGAUGGGCAGCGGCUCCAUCUGCAUAACACAAGAAGCUCCCCUCAGUGUACCACCAGCAAUAAAUCGCCACAGCCCCAAAACCCCAACCUCUGUUACGGGAUACUCCAUGCUGGCGUGCGGCCGCCCCCAGGCCACAGCCGUCUACAAGGUGUCGGAGUACGCCAGGCGCUUUGGCGUGCCGGUCAUCGCUGAUGGUGGCAUCCAAACGGUUGGGCACAUUGCCAAAGCCUUGGCCCUGGGAGCGUCCACAGUGAUGAUGGGCUCUUUGCUGGCUGCCACCACUGAAGCUCCCGGUGAAUAUUUCUUCUCUGAUGGCAUCAGGCUAAAGAAGUACCGCGGCAUGGGCUCCCUGGAUGCCAUGGAUAAGAACCUGGGCUCCCAGACUAGAUACUUCAGUGAGUGCGAUAAGAUUAAAGUUGCUCAGGGUGUUUCUGGAGCGGUGCAGGACAAAGGCUCCAUCCACAAGUUUGUUCCCUACCUGCUGGCUGGCAUCCAGCACUCCUGUCAGGACAUCGGCGCCAAGAGCCUCACACAGCUCAGAGCAAUGAUGUACUCUGGAGAUCUCAAAUUUGAAAAGAGAACAGCUUCGGCUCAAACGGAGGGUGGAGUCCACAGCCUGCACAGUUAUGAAAAACGCCUGUUUUGAGAAGACGCCAGACUGAUCGUUUUUCCAGUAGCGGCAUUAUGCAAAUACUUUUCAUGCCGGGUCCUUUCAUUCAUGUCCACACACACACCAGUAACUUUUCAUACUAAUAAGCCUUUAAAAAUGAGCCCUUGCAGCCAUUCGCUUAAGGAUCCAUGAAUUCUUCCUACCAGUGUCAUCUAUGCAUUGUCUUUGUGCCGGUGAAGAAUGGGGGUUAAGCAUUUAUCAAUCAGUGCAUGUGUGAUUGAGUCCCACAAUGUCUUUCAAGUUGUGAUAACGAUAGAUGUCUGCAGUGUCCAUGGCAACAAAAGGUUGUCCAAUAAUAAAGCCUCUGUGUUUUUCCACAA